This is a messenger RNA of Dermacentor andersoni, 3491 nucleotides long. RefSeq names its product calmodulin. Gene Ontology annotation, cellular component: myosin II complex. Gene Ontology annotation, molecular function: calcium ion binding. The record is from RefSeq and is a predicted model, not a curated record. Lineage: Eukaryota; Metazoa; Arthropoda; Arachnida; Ixodida; Ixodidae.
GUGACAUUGCAGGGAGGUGUGUUGCUGCGGAGCGAUACGUUGGAAACGAGAGCCGCGUGCGGCCGAUAGGUUUUCGCUUUAGUGUGUCCGCCGUUUGUCGAAUCGAGUGUGCUCAAGCCGGAUACCCGUUUGCGAGCUAGUCUCCGAAAUCCACAUUCAUCCGCAAUGGCUGACCAACUCACAGAGGAACAGAUUGCAGAAUUCAAAGAGGCAUUCUCGCUGUUUGACAAGGAUGGCGAUGGCACAAUCACAACCAAGGAGCUUGGGACGGUGAUGAGGUCACUGGGCCAGAACCCCACGGAAGCGGAGCUUCAGGACAUGAUCAACGAAGUCGACGCUGACGGCAAUGGGACAAUUGACUUCCCCGAGUUUCUGACCAUGAUGGCGCGCAAGAUGAAGGACACGGACAGUGAGGAGGAGAUCCGUGAAGCGUUCCGGGUCUUUGACAAGGACGGCAACGGGUUCAUCUCGGCGGCCGAGCUACGCCACGUCAUGACCAACCUUGGCGAGAAGCUCACCGACGAGGAGGUGGACGAGAUGAUCCGCGAGGCCGACAUCGACGGUGAUGGACAGGUCAACUAUGAAGAGUUUGUAACGAUGAUGACUUCGAAGUGAAGAGGCUUUCCUGGGGGGUAAAGUUGAGGGGGGAAAGAACUACGGAGGUCCUGUUGUAACGCGAGGCUGACGACGAAAAAAAAAACUGACGUGCGGAGGCUUUUCCCCUCGCGGAAGUCCUGCCGUCACCCCCACUUGUAAUUAAUGCCGACGACAAGAGGAACAGAAAAAAAAGUAUAUAUAAAUUUUGUCGCCCUUUUUUACCCGGUUUAUUUUAAUUUCCUUUGCAUUUUUCACUCUUUCUGAUCCUUCUUUUUUUUUUACCUCUUCUCCCUUCCUUGUUUCACAUCUUGCGAAACAACCUGUUUGAAGCGCAGAAACACUGCAUAGCUGAGACUUGUUGCCAAUCAUCGACCCCCCCUCCCCCUUUCUCGCCUCGGUUCCCUCUAUCGUAGACAUGCCUUACAUCAAUUAACGCGUUUUUGGCAAAGUGUCUCUCACCACGUCUGCCAUGGGAAGGUGUUUGUGAGGGUGUUGGCUUUCCACCAAAACAGCCGGUUUGAUACUGAAAUAAGAGGGGAGAGGGGGUAGGCUGUGACCCGCUGACCUCUCUUCUGACGCUUCACUUUCCCCCUACAUGCCCACUACCCCAACUCUGUUGGUCUCUUUCCCGUGUUUGGCGGGUUGUACAUCUAUGGCUCUGCAAAAAAAAAAAAAGUGUGUACUAUAGAGAAUGUGCUUGUUGGUGUGAGGUGGUGAAGUUAAGACCCUCCCCUCCCAACUCCCACCCCAGCCUCUCCUGUGGCCCAACCUUUUUCAAGACCUUGCUCGUGUGGGUCGAUAGGCAUGGUGCGGGGUUGAGAGUGGGGAAGGCUUCGAUUGGAUUCGGGGCUAGACUUCCGACCCUCCACAGUUUAUCCGUUGUUUGCCAGAGCUCAUUCCCUGGCCUCUUUCGGUUCUUGCUUAUCAGGUGGGCAUUCCAACCACCUGCCGGUGAUCAGCCCCCCCACCCCCCCAAUGCUUGUAUAGCUCUUUAUUCUUAGUUGCGCAAAAGCUUCCGGUGAUUUGUGCCCCUCUCCACGACAAGCAUUACGCAUCUCCUCUCUGGUGCGAUGCCUGCUUUGUUCCGACAAAAAAACUUUUUUUUUUUUUUUCAACACUUAAUUGCCUUCUGCGUCGUAGCUGUGUGUGCCAAGACUGAUGCCUGAUUGAGUGUGAUGCAAAGGAUGCAGUUGCGGUUGAGAGGGUGUGCGGUGCAGUUUUCCAAAGUUGGCACAAGUUGAGGUUUAAACGUCGACGCCACUCCAACUGAAGUGGUGAACUGUGCACGUCAUUCUUUCUCAUUGGGCAUGUUUUCUUUCUAGUUUCUUGCACUUUUCUUUCUGGCAUGGGUGGCAUUUCGAUUGACGGGAUUUUCGUUAUUGUCCGACGGACACAAGAUAGAUCUUGCACACACCUCUUUCAUUUUAUUUUUUUCUUUCUUAGGUUUUGUUUUGUUCUAGUGAAUUUUUACAGCAUUUCUCUCUUGCAUUGCGCCGCCAAUCCGUUAGACCCCGAACAGGACACCGUGCUGAUCACGUUUGUGUGAGGGAAAAGGAUGCUUUGGCAGGACCUCGUCUCCUAGGGCCUGCACCCUUCGAGUGUUUCCCGAUAAUUGCAUUUGUGGUUGCCGUCGCGUUACUUCCAUCACCUGUUUGUCCAGAUGUGUUAAUUUAUUGUGUCAAAUUCACUUUCUGUUGCGUUUAAUAACUCUGCUCUCAUCCUUUAGUUCUUGCCGCUGUUUCUUUUAAAAGCAGGUAACCAUCAAAGGAGUCCUUACCUGUCUGUCUACUUGCCCCCACCCCCCACUUUUUUCUUUUUUUGGGGGCUUCUGCGAGCAUACGGCUUGCUUCACCCCCUUUUUCGUGCACUUUUUGUGACUUUGGAAUUGAACGCUGAGGUCUUUGACAAGGAAAAACAUUCCAUGAUUUCAGAGGUUGUUGGAGAUGGGGGUGGCAUCAUUUUCUUUUUUCCUGGGUAUGUGUUUGUUUGUGAUUGCCUAUUUCUGAUUAGAAUUUUAGUCCAUAACCCCCUGCAGCAUCAGUAAAGAUGCCAUUAUUACGUAGAGGUGGAGUUGUCUCAUCACAGUUCUCGUAUGUCUCGCGGACAGCUUGCCAGCCACGUUGGUGGUGCCGUUGGACUCGCCCUCAACCGCGCUAGCACUUGCUAGCGGACAAUGUCCACUUGUGGUGUUCGCGCUUCUGCGGCAGUGCCACCAAAUUCUUAAAUUUGUCUUUUCCCUGCAAAGAAGUAAUACUGCGGCGACGCAUGCCUCCAGCCAUAUCGUUGCCAAGUGCAUGAUGAUCAUGUUUGGCUUCUCAACGCUAGGUUCCAUCUCGUCAGUGCGUCGUCCAAAUGUGGUGGGGAAGGCCUUUUUUUUUUCUUUUUUUGCGGGGGUUUUUUGGAGGCCUUGUGCAGAAACGCUUCCACCUUCGGUAGGUAUAGACACGAGAAACUCGCUUACUUCAAAACGCUUUUUCAGGGCCUCUCUCUCGCUUCAUCGAUUUCCUGAAAUCCAUUUUUGAAGAAUUUUCACCCAAAACAGACACACACACACACACUUUAUCCUCUCCUCCCUUUUCCUGUGCCCAGAACCUCUGUCGAACAGUCUUCGAAGAUCUCUCAUAUCCAAUCGCCUUGGUUAGUUUGUGUGCUUGGUGCUCCGAUAACACACUACCCUCUCCUUUCCCGAAUGAACUUAUACAUCGCGCACCUGGAGAAAAAAAAAUAUAUACGUUAAAUGCGGACACCCACAGGAUAUAUGAUGCAUUGUAAUUUCGAGCGAUGGUUGCUUAACGUGAGGUUAUAAAAGGGGAACGAAUAAAAAAAAAAGGCUUGGCAAAGUGCGGUGUACUCUGAGAGCGGAAGAGUUUUUCAAUAAACAAUGCUUCACCUUU